Messenger RNA from Biomphalaria glabrata, 2216 nucleotides. RefSeq lists its product as uncharacterized. The record is from RefSeq and is a predicted model, not a curated record. Lineage: Eukaryota; Metazoa; Mollusca; Gastropoda; Planorbidae. The transcript is spliced from 6 exons. Bases 442 to 1176 code for a protein of 244 amino acids. Gene Ontology annotation, molecular function: protein binding.
UUUAAAAUUUUAAAAGAAAGACUUGAGAAAAUGGAGAAAACUAUAUCGGAUCACUCCAGAAAAUUCAAAACUGUAAAUCAGGAAUUGAAAGAUCUGGAGAACUUUAAAGAAACAAAUUGCAGACAAACAGAACAGAAUGAUUGGAUAAUGCAGGAACUCAACUCUGCUAGCGAAUUUAUGACACAGAUCCAGUCUGAGAAUGAACUGCUGACUGAGUGAAUCACCAGCCAUGAACACAGUGUGUCCAAGUUGAAUGGUGUGUCAGAGAGUUGGCAGCUUGAGCAGAAACGUCUAGAAGAACAAAUUGAACAGCUCCAGAAGACAAUACAGACCAACGAAAAGUCAAGCAAUCUCACCCUAAAUUCUUCAAAUAAAAAGCUUGUUGUUUUACAAGACAGUUUAACAACUUUAGCCAUAAAGGUUGGUGAUGUCUCCUCGGAAAUGCAAACAUUACGUAACAAGGUGGAAGAGAUCGAAAAUAUCACAGCACCUAAAGCUCACCAGUUCAAAGACAGAAAUCUGGCAUGGGAAAAUAAGACAGCUACGGACAAACCUUUAGAUCUUUGCCAUUUGCAGGAUGUUUUGAGUGAAGUUGUCUUGGUGCUGGAAAAUACUAAAGAUUAUCCAUCCAUGCAUGUUAUCUUUAGUGCACAUGUGGACGUGAAAACAGAUGAGUGGAAUUUGGAGGAACACAGGAUAGUAGACUGUUUCACAGCUGUGGCGUACAAUUCGGGCGGCUAUGAGCCCAAAACAGGAAUAUUCACAGCGUCCUGCAAUGGCAUUUAUAAAUGCCGUGUGUCCGUUAGCACCAGCACUGGCCAGCAUAUCCAGUUAGGUCUUUUCAAAACUGAUUCGCAGAAAUAUCAUGAGAAGAAUCGAUAUCAAAGAGGACUAUCAGGAUUCAGCCGCCGAGGAAGAGGCCAUGAUGUACGUACACAUGUCCUAAACGCUGUGUUUGACAAGGGUUUUAUUUAUAGAGAGAAUGACGACAUUUUGGUAGCUACAUCUUUGGACCAGGUGGAGAUAAGCAAUAGAACGAGUCGUAUUUUGUGUUAUGUGCAACUAAAUCGAGGAGACACAUUGUAUGUCAAAUCUUUAACUAAUUGUCAAAACCUUAGAUUACAUUCUUAUUCCCAAUUCACUUGUUCUCUACUUACUCAAGAUUUAAGCAACUAAAUAUGGUUUGAAGUUGUUUAAAAUAAGGUUUAAUUUCUAUAAGAAGUAGAAUAUAAAAAUACUUUUAAAACAAGCAAAAUAUAACCAAUCUUAAAAAAGACAAACAAACAAACAAACAAAGCUUAUCUAAGAGAAAGAACGCCGUCCUUAUUACUAUAUCUAUCAAUAAUGUGCAUUUUAUUUCCCUUAUUUGGUAUUAAACAAAAUGUUUAAUUACCAACAAUAAAUUGACUAAUUCAGUAUUUUUGCAUAUCGAUUCAUAUUUUUUGUUGAGUAUUAUAAAUAUUUGUUUAAAGUAUCAGCUUGAUCGGAGAAUGUGUGAGGGAGAAAUAGCGUUAACAAUUAUUUAAGGGGACUAAACCCGACAAAUUUAGCCAUAUAUGUGGAAUACUGAGCGAUUAGUUUCCCUUGUGGGUGUCAAAUAAAAUAAUUAAAGAUCAGUUAUUAGUUGUCUUUUUGUUUCCUUUUUUUUUAUUAAUUCAUGUCUUGUCUAUGCCAUUGAAUAAUAGUGCGAAGUUUCAACUUUACCCAAGAAUGGGGGUGGCAGAAAAAUAACGAGUACACAUUUUUUACCAGACAGAAAGACAGAGUGAGUUCAUAUAAGCUUUUUAAAAAAACUUAUAAAAGGACAGAACUCCCCACUUACUGCUACAACUCUAAAAAUGUAGACGUUAUUGCCCUUUUUAAAAAUUAGUAUGACCAAUAGUUAGUUGACUAUUGGUUAUUUUUUUAAUUCAAUGAUGUCUAGUAAGGUACAAUAAAUAACUGUUUAAAGUUUAAAGAAAUAAUGCGUACAAUCAUCUAUAUGGUUAAAACCCCACAUAUUGAGCCUUAAUUGUGAAGAAUUAAUUUCCUUGUUGGUGUCAAACAAAAUUAAUUAAUUACUGGUAAUUAAUAUUAUUCUACAUUUUGUGGUGGAUCAUAAUUAAGUAUGAGUCCCUGGGCGAUAGUACUGUCUCUAGUACUGUCUCUACUGCCGUAGAUCCAGCUACUUGAACCACGUGAAAAUAAGUUCGUUUUGUAUCUUAUAUCUUAUUAUU